Molecule: messenger RNA, 9301 nt
Organism: Podarcis raffonei (Aeolian wall lizard)
Lineage: Eukaryota; Metazoa; Chordata; Lepidosauria; Squamata; Lacertidae
Gene: RALGAPA1
Product: Ral GTPase activating protein catalytic subunit alpha 1
Exons: 42
Coding region: 370-8241 (2623 amino acids)
Biological process (GO): regulation of small GTPase mediated signal transduction; positive regulation of GTPase activity
Cellular component (GO): nucleus; cytoplasm
Molecular function (GO): GTPase activator activity
Source: RefSeq, a predicted model, not a curated record
UGAAACGUUGGGGGGGCAGUGCUCGGAGAGUAAGGGAGGAGAGAGGAGGAGGAGGAGGAGUAACGCGGUGCUGCGGAGCGAGAAGCCCUAAGCCAGCCCUGCCUACCUCGCCACAGCCGCCGCCAACCCUCCCUUCACCAACCCCGCGCUCCCGACAGCUUCGAGUGCGCCGGCCGCACCCGCCCCUUCGGAGCCUCGGGGCGCCGCCGCCGCCGCCUGCUAUGUAGGCUGCGCUGACCGGGGGCGCGGAUCCGGAGGCCGCAGCGCACCUCAGGUUUCGCCGGGGGGUCCCGGCGGCGUCGACUGUACGAGGAGGGCGUCGGCGAGGACAGCAGCGCGGCUGCCCGCCCCGGGGGCCCCGCAGGCGGGAUGUUCUCCAAGAAGCCGCACGGCGAUGUGCGGAAAUCCACGCAGAAGGUGCUGGACACCCGCAAGGACCCGCUCACCCGCCUCAAGCACUUGCGCGUCGUUAUCGAGAAUGCAGAAUCUAUCGAUCUAAAGCAGUUUUUUGACCUACAUUUUUCACAUAUAUAUUACAUCUUCUUUGAAAAUUUUGUGACUAUUGAAAUUAGUCUUAAACAGAAAGGUCACAAGUCACAGAGAGAAGAACUAGAUGCAAUACUUUUUAUUUUUGAGAAAAUUUUACAACUUCUUCCAGAAAGAAUUCAUCAAAGAUGGCAGUUUCACAGUAUUGGAUUAAUUUUAAAGAAAUUACUUCACACAGGGAAUUCUUUAAAGAUUCGUCGCGAAGGUGUACGUCUCUUCCUCUUGUGGUUGCAAGCACUUCAGAAUAAUUGUAGUAAAGAACAGCUAUGUAUGUUUUCUUGUUUAAUUCCUGGAUUUCCAUCACCGCAGUCUGAACACGGGCCUCGAACACUAGAUAAUCUCAUUAAUCCUGUGCUCAGUGUUCAAGAAACACAAGUGACUGUAGAAGAAAUCACUCCACUUGUCCCCCCACAAUCAGGAGAUAAAGGACAGGACGAUCUAACAAGCUAUUUUUUAGAAGCACUUUUGAAAUACAUAGUAAUUCAGGUCAAAAGCCUGGAAUGGAAGAACAAAGAAAACCAAGAAAAGGGAUUUUCAUUCUUAUUUUCACAUUUUAAGAAAUACUACUUGCCUUAUAUUUUCCCAAACAUGUGUAAGGAGAGCAGCUUGUAUAACCCUGUACUUGAGAUACCGCAGACGAGACCAAAGCCACAUUAUGUAAUGAUAAAGAAAGAUGCUGAAACCAAUGAAGCAAUAUAUUGCACAAAGGAACCCUUCCUUAAGGCCCGGGUUAUUGUCAUCCGAUGGUUGGUGUCUUUCUGGCUUGAGCCAAAACCUCACGCAGGACCUCAGAUUCCUGGAAUGGAGGGUGAAACUGUGCCAAAGAAUAUUCAGAGAGCAGCUGCUAGCCUGGUUUCUAGAGAAGACAGCAAAAAUGACAGUACUGACAGACCUGAUAGAAAUGCAGAGCCAGAACAGUCUCAUUCCAACACAAGCACACUAACUGAAAGAGAACCCAGUUCCUCCAGUCUUUGCAGUAUUGAUGAAGAACAUCUAACGGACAUUGAAAUAGUUCGCAAAGUGUUUUCUUCAAAGAGAAGUAACGUUAAUUUUCUUACAGAAAUCUUUCGUCAGGCAUUUUUACUGCCAAUAUGUGAAGCAGCAGCUAUGAGGAAGGUGGUAAAAGUAUAUCAGGAGUGGAUCCAACAAGAAGAGAAGCCUUUAUUUAUGAAAGAACCAGAAGAAGUUUUGUCAUCAAGUAUAGACUGUGAAGAAAAUAUUACAGAACAUAAUUCAUCAGAGAAGGGAAAAGAAAGGGAGGAGGAAAUCAUGGGUAAUUCUGGUCCUGUUCGAAAUCCAAGCUGGACAAAAAAUGGUUGUUAUCAGGAGAUUCCCCAUAAAAUAGCUGACUUGGAUGUCAUAGAACAAGGCAUACGAGCCGGGGUCCAAGCAGUACUGCAGGUUUUCAUAACAAAUUCCUCAAAUAUAUUUCUUCUUGAGCCAGCAAAUGAGAUUAAAACACUGCUGGAUGAACAUACGGAUAUGUGUAAACGCAUUCUUAAUAUCUACCGUUACAUGGUAGUGCAAGUAACCAUGGACAAGAAGACUUGGGAACAGAUGCUGCUUGUGCUGCUCAGGGUCACAGAAUCAGUACUGAAAAUACCAUCUCAAAUUUUUCUACAGUAUCAAGGAAGAAAGAAUUCAACAUUAGCAGGAAGGCUUGCUGGACCUCUUUUCCAGACUCUCAUAGUAGCUUGGAUCAAGGCAAAUCUAAAUGUGUACAUCUCCCGAGAACUUUGGGAUGACCUUUUGUCAGUAUUGUCAUCAUUGACUUAUUGGGAAGAGCUGGCCACAGAGUGGUCACUGACUAUGGAGACUCUAACAAAAGUAUUAGCUAGAAACCUAUACAGCUUGGAUCUCAGUGACCUCCCACUGGAUAAACUAAGUGAACAGAAACAAAAGAAACAUAAAGGCAAAGGAGUUGGGCAUGAGUUUCAAAAGGCAUCGGUUGAUAAGUCGUUUUCAAGAGGCUGGAGCCGUGAUCAGCCUGGUCAAGCCCCAAUGAGACAGCGCAGUGCAACAACUACUGGGUCUCCAGGAACAGAAAAGGCCAGAAGUAUUGUGCGACAAAAAACAGUUGCCAUGAGAAGCCGAUCCAUUGGUGAAUGUGCUCUGCCAUCGGCCUAUAUACGCAGUGCUAAAAGUGCUCCUGUUCUGAUCCAUACUUCCAAACCCUUCUUGCCUGAUAUUGUUCUCACUCCCCUUUCUGAUGAGCUUUCAGACAUGGAUGAUGCUCAAAUCCUCCCACGUCCACCUCGCGUCAGACAUUUUUCACAGAGUGAGGAAACGCCCAGUGAAGUUUUUGAUGCGUUGAACGAGGAGCAGACACUUCCACGAAGUAGCAGCACAUCUGACAUCCUGGAACCAUUCACAGUUGAGCGAGUCAAAGGUGCAGUUCCUGUCAUUGACGAUUCAUCCCAUCAUGCGCCAAGCUUACAGAGUUCCACAGAGGCCUCUUCAAUAUGUAGAUCCACUGAAAGUCAUGUUACUGAUACAAAUAGCCGAGAGUCCUCUCUGGAAGUUGGGGAUAGUAUUUAUGACCAUCUCUGUCAUUUGGUAGGCCCGGUAGAACUUGCAGAUACAGCCUUUGAACAAAACCAGUAUGUUGACCUUGAAGGUGAAGAUGAUCUUCUUUCCUCUCUGAGAGAAUAUCUUAAGGAAAACGAAGAACUUUGCAGUAGCAUUGAGAUAGAUAAGCAUGAGCCGCCUUCUCAUGAAGUUGAUGCAGGAAUAAGUAGGAAUGAUAAAUUGCCAUUGGAUGGAGUAGAGCAUACAGACCAGACUGUUACAUGUGCAAGUAGUAUCACUGUUGCAGAAAGUGCCGAUGAUGCAGAACUGCAAUUGGAGCAAAACCAAAGUGGCUUUAUAAGUAAUAUUGCACCUACACAAGUAGACAGUUCUACAGGAAGCCAAGCUGAUAAAGCUAAACAUUUAAACAUUGAUAGGCCCAUCCAAAAUCUGCCUGAUCCCAGGUCAAGCCCUAGAGAAAAGGAAAUGAAGAGGUAUUUGUUCAGACAAAUUGCCACUGAUGUAGAUGUAUCUGUGGAAGCAGUGCUAGCUGAAAAGCAUAGAAGUGCCCUCUUUAAUGAAAAAAUAACCAACACAAGUGUUAUGCAUGCAAAGAAAAUGCCACAUAAAGCCUUAGUUAACCCUGAAAUGCUUCACAUUACUGGCAUGAGCAAACUGUCACCAACUAAGAGAAGCAUAUCUGAAACGGUAACCCAUAAGGCUAAAAUAAUGAAAAUAGCAGCUAAAAAGCGAAACAGUGUCCAUGUUACUUUUAGGCCAUCUACUGAAUCAGUUCAGUUUUAUAAUCCUCUAGAAAACAAAGAGGCCCCCUGGAAAGCAAGACUUCGUAAACUCAGUGGUUUCAGUAGCGGGAGCAGUAGCAACAGCAGCAGCAGCAGCAGCAGCAACACAAGCACCAGCUCAUCCACAGUGGCUGUGCUGGUCAAACCCGGAAUAUAUAGGCCUCUAGAUCCAGCCAGUACAACUUCUGCUUAUAGUAGGCAAAUUAAAGAAUCAGGAGAUGUUCCAGCAUUCGUGUUGCAGAAGGAAAGUAUUGGAAUAAGUCAAAUGUCAAACCGUAGCCCACCUAAGCCAUCGAGUCAGGAGUCGGGACAACAGCAGGGCUCCCUGGGUGGUGUUUAUAAAUCUGUUGUACAUGCUCUUUCGAAGCCGAAGGCAAAUGUUUCCCCACAGAGGCAGAGCAGAGUGCCAGCAGAGGCUCCACUGAGGGAUCUGUACAGUCAUGUAAUGGGCUAUUUUGGAAAGAAAGCUGCAGUCAUUCAUUUGCUUUUAGCCAAUAGAGAGGAUAUGAGCCCAAAGCAGAACCCUCUUGGUAGUGAUAAUGGCAGUAGUAAUGCAAAUAUUCCUGACCUCAUGGAUGAGUUUAUAGCUGAAAGACUGCGCAGUGGUAGCGCUCUGAAUGUGACCAGAAGAGGGAGCAGUCCAGGAAGCUUAGAAGUUCCAAAAGACCUUCCCGAUAUACUGAACAAGCAGAGCCAAAUGCGCCCUGCGGAUGACCCAGGUGUGCCUUCUGAGUGGACGUCUCCUGCCAGUGCAGGCAGCAGUGACCUUGUCAGUUCCGACAGCCAUUCGGACUCCUUCAGCGCCUUCCAGUAUGACGGCCAAAAAUUUGAAAAUUUCAGCUUUGGCCCUGAAGGUGGCACAACAACUUCUGCAGAGUCUGAUGCAGGUUCAGGACCUCAGCAAAGUGCUGAAGAACAGGAAGUUGCUAGUCUAACUACACUCCAUAUUGAUUCUGAGACCAGCAGUCUCAAUCAACAACCACUAUCUGCUGAAGCAGCAACUAUUACAGGUUCUGAAAGCGCAUCACCAAUCCAGUCUGCUCUUGGAUCACGAUCACAGACACCAUCACCUGCCACUCUGAGUGCAGAUCACAACGAACAGAAAGAUCUACAGCUGGAUGAGAAGCUCCACCACUCUGUUUUACAGACACCAGAUGACCUAGAAACUAGUGAUUUUCCAUCUGAAUGCUGCAGUGUGAUGGCAGGAGGAACAGUCACUGGAUGGCAUGCAGAUGUAGCUACCGUAAUGUGGAGACGAAUGCUAGGAAUUUUAGGAGAUGUCAAUUCCAUUAUGGACCCUGAAAUACAUGCUCAAGUUUUUGAUUACCUUUGUGAACUCUGGCAAAAUCUUGCUAAGAUUAGAGACAAUCUUGGCAUUUCAGCUGAUAACAUGACAUCACCUUCUCCACCAGUUCUAAUUCCUCCAUUGCGAAUUCUGACUCCGUGGCUGUUCAAGGCAACCAUGUUGAGUGAUAAGUACAAACAAGGCAAGUUACAUGCUUAUAAACUCAUAUGUAAUACAAUGAAGCGGAGACAAGACGUUUCUCCAAACAGGGACUUUUUAACUCAUUUCUACAAUAUAAUGCACUGUGGACUACUUCACGUUGAUCAGGAUAUCGUCAAUACAAUCAUCAAGCACUGUUCUCCUCAGUUUUUUUCACUUGGUUUACCUGGUGCUACCAUGCUGAUCAUGGACUUCAUUGUUGCAGCUGGUAGAGUGGCGGCAUCCUCUUUUCUCAAUGCACCAAGAGUAGAAGCACAAGUUCUCUUAGGCUCUCUGGUUUGCUUUCCCAAUUUAUAUUGUGAACUCCCAGCUCUACACCCAAGCACUCCUGACAUUGUUGUGUCUCCGUUUACAGAUGUUAAGGAACUGAUCAUCAAAACGGUAUUAAGUUCUGCCAGAGAGGAGCCAUCUGGACCGGCAAGAUGUGUUGCUCUUUGUAGCCUUGGCAUAUGGAUAUGUGAGGAACUGGUGCAUGAAUCCCAUCAUCCUCAGAUCAAGGAAGCUCUGAAUGUGAUCUGUGCAUCAUUAAAAUUUCCAAAUAAAACGGUUGCGCAUGUUGCUUGCAAUAUGCUUAAUAUGUUGAUUCAUUAUGUACAGAGGCUACAAAUGUACCAAGCAGAUUCACCAUUAAAAAUUAUUCAGAUCCUGAUAGCAACCAUCACUCAUCUCUUGCCCAGUACAGAAGCUUCUUCUUACGAACAGGACAAGAGGCUGGUGGUCUCUCUACUUCUCUGUCUGUUGGACUGGAUAAUGGCAUUGCCUUUAAAGACACUGUUGCAACCUGUUCACACUUCAGGAUCUGAAAACGAUAAAAUGGAAAAAUCUGUUCUCAAUUGCAUAUAUAAGGUCCUUCAUGGGUGUGUUUAUGGAUCUCAGUGCUUUAGCAACCCCAAAUAUUUUCCUGUGAGCCUAUCUGAUUUGGCAUCUUCUGAUUAUGAUCCUUUUAUGCAUUUGGAAAGUCUCAAGGAGCCAGAGCCAUUACAUUCUCCAGAUUCAGAACGGUCGUCAAAACUCCAGCCAGUCACAGAAGUAAAAUCUCACAUGCAACAAGGACUGAUCUCUGUGGCAGCUCGCACUGUGAUCACUCAUUUGGUAAACCAUUUAGGCCAUUAUCCCAUGAGUGGGGGACCUGCUAUGCUCACGAGUCAAGUGUGUGAAAACAACGACAAUCCUUACAGUGAAAGCCUUGAACUUUCUCCUGAGCUCUUUGAGAAUCCCAAUCUGCAGUUCUUUGUGUUAAACAGAACAACUUUAGUUUCCUGUAUACAGAUCCGAGCGGAAGAAAACAUGCCUGGAGGCGGUUUGUCUGCUGGGCUUGCAUCAGCUAAUUCAAAUGUUAGAAUUAUAGUGCGUGAUCUCUCUGGCAAAUAUUCCUGGGAUUCUGCCAUUCUGUAUGGACCUCCACCUCUUUGUGGUUUAUCUGAACCAACUUCUUUUGUCCUCUCACUACCCCAUCAAGAGAAGCCAGAAGAUGUGUCAGAACCGACUGUGUAUGUAGAAGAAGUAUGUGUAAAGGAUGGAAUUGCACUCCAGGUAAAAAAAAGAUGUAGAGAGACUGUACCAACAUGGGACACAAUUAGGGACGAAGAGGAUGUCCUUGAUGAGCUCUUGCAGUAUAUAGGAAUCGCUAGCCCAGAGUGCUUGCAGAGGACAGGUGUAUCGCUCAAUGUUCCUGCUCUUCAACCUCUGUGUGUUUCAGAGAAGCAGGAACAUGAUGUAAUUAAUGCAAUCCUUAAGCAACAUACGGAAGAGAGAGAUUUUGUUGAAAAGCACUUCAGUGACUUAAAUAUGAAGGCUAUGGAGCAGGAUGAGCCAACUCCGCAGAAGCCCUCUUCGUCAUUUUACUAUUGCAGAUUGCUUCUUAGUAUUCUGGGAAUGAAUUCUUGGGAUAAAAGGAGGAGCUUUCAUCUUCUGAAAAAAAAUGAAAAGCUGCUUCGAGAACUUAGAAAUUUGGAUUCAAGACAAUGUCCUGUGUCUUACAGCCGAGAGACUCACAAAAUCGCAGUAUUUUAUGUUGCUGAGGGACAAGAGGACAAACACUCCAUCCUUACUAAUACUGGAGGAAGCCAAGCCUAUGAGGAUUUUGUAGCAGGCCUUGGUUGGGAGGUGAACCUCACAAACCAUUGUGGUUUUAUGGGAGGGUUGCAAAAAAACAAAAGCACUGGACUGACCACUCCAUAUUUUGCUACCUCUACUGUGGAAGUAAUGUUUCAUGUAUCAACUAGAAUGCCUUCUGAUUCAGAUGACUCCUUAACAAAAAAGCUAAGACAUUUAGGAAAUGAUGAAGUUCACAUUGUCUGGUCAGAACAUACGCGAGACUACAGAAGAGGAAUAAUUCCUACCGAGUUCGGAGAUGUGCUCAUUGUUAUAUAUCCAAUGAAGAAUUAUAUGUUCAGUAUCCAGAUUAUGAAAAAACCAGAAGUCCCAUUCUUUGGUCCAUUGUUUGAUGGUGCUAUUGUGAAUGGAAAAAUUCUUCCUAUUAUGGUUCGUGCAACAGCUAUAAACGCAAGCAGAGCACUGAAGUCACUCAUUCCAUUAUACCAAAACUUCUAUGAGGAAAGAGCUCGAUAUCUGCAAACAAUUGUCCAGCACCAUCUUGAUCCUUCAACUUUUGAGGACUAUGCAGCUCAGGUUUUCUGUCCAGCACCUUGCCACCAUUUGCCCUCUGAAACCGAAAGAAAUGGUGUGAUAUUUCUUCUCCUUCCCAAACCACCACUAGAAAGCAUUGGCCACUUCAAGGUAAAGGGCAAAGGCUUGAAACGGAAGGUCUUUCACGCUAGCUGUGAAUGGCUCCUACCCAGAGACUCAGGCGUCCGAAGCUCCAACAGCAGCGCAGAUGGACGGGCCCGAUCUAGCCUUCCCCAUUUCUCCCCGGACUAGCAAGAGCCGCAUGUCCAUGAAACUACGGCGCUCCUCUGGCUCAGCCAACAAGACCUAAGAAUGGGUGAAGCCUGCAGCCCCUUUUCCUGAGAUGUUUGUCUCCCCUCUGUACUUGUCCCACAUUUGUCCACUUGUUUGUUUAUUUUAGAGAACCAUAUUGGAAUUUUAUUUCAAACUGAAAAUACCUUGGCUUUCGUUAGAAUAUUUUUAUCUAAUUCCCUGCUUCCAUAACUUGUCAGUGUAGGGUCAUUUCUGCACCCGUUUUACCUUUCCUUGUGAGACCCUGUUUUAACCUCUGGGUCUGUUGCUAGCCACACCUGGGGCUGGAGACUGCAGGCAUGUUUCUCUGUUUUUUUGUACAACCCUCUAAAUAAAAAAGUACCAUUUGUAAAUGAAUGUACUAUUCAAAUGAAGAUGCACCUCUGGAGUCCUCUGCAAAGGUCACUAGGAGACACAAAAUUAUGUACAGAGAAUAUAUGUGAUAAGAAUUAAAGCCCUUCAAGUAAACAGAGGCCCAUCACCAUCUAUCCCUCUUACUCUCAUUCGCUGCUGGACAAGCACCACAGCAAGAUCCCAGUGCUGAAAUGCUAACAGCUUUCUACUCUCCUGCUAGUAUUUGCUUUCCAGAUGCGAGUUAUGGCCACUGUCAGCCUUUCUCUUCUGAAAACUGUCCCUUGGUCUUAUCUGUAAGAUAUGCAUACUUUCAAGCACUUUGCCAUGUCAGUCAUUUGCUCUGAGCUCUGUACCAUUACUGGGGAGAAAAAGGGACUGUGCCCUUGUAGCGGCAGAUGUAUGCACAAACACAUUCCACUCCAAAUUCCCACUACCCCCAGACGUAUUUUCAUACCGAAAAAAAUACAACUAUGUUGUUCGCCAUAUUCUGCUCUAACAAAAUGUAGCAUGGCACCGGUACUAACUGCAUGUGUAAAUAUCUGUCCUUCACCUGGGCAACUAUAGAAAUAUAUAUUGAUGUAUUUGUUCACCGUGUAGUAUAUACAAAUUUGUAAUGGUUGAAAAAAGACAUGCUAUUUAAUAAUACAAUAAAAUUAUUCUUACCACC